This is a messenger RNA of Lodderomyces jiufengensis, 477 nucleotides long. It is a transcript of the gene CUP5, whose product is annotated as H(+)-transporting V0 sector ATPase subunit c. Gene Ontology annotation, molecular function: proton-transporting ATPase activity, rotational mechanism. NCBI's taxonomy places the organism in Eukaryota, Fungi, Ascomycota, Pichiomycetes, Serinales, Debaryomycetaceae. The transcript is spliced from 3 exons. Gene Ontology annotation, biological process: proton transmembrane transport. Gene Ontology annotation, cellular component: proton-transporting V-type ATPase, V0 domain. The record is from RefSeq and is a predicted model, not a curated record. The coding region runs from base 1 to 477 and encodes 158 amino acids.
AUGUCAGAUUUAUGCCUUAUUUCCACUCGAUUAAAUUACAAGCACCUUUACUGGACUAUCUUCACAUGUUUUGGUGCUUCAUAUGGUACUGCUAAAUCAGGUGUAGGUAUUUGUGCCACUUGUGUAACAAGACCAGAUUUGUUAGUUAAAAAUGUUGUUCCUGUUGUUAUGGCAGGUAUUAUUGCAAUUUAUGGAUUAGUUGUUUCAGUUUUAGUAAGUGAUUCAUUGGCUCAAAAACAAGCUUUAUAUACUGGUUUCAUUCAAUUAGGUGCAGGGUUAUCUGUUGGAUUAUCAGGUUUAGCUGCUGGUUUUGCCAUUGGUAUUGUUGGUGAUGCUGGUGUUAGAGGUACUGCUCAACAACCAAGAUUAUUCGUUGGUAUGAUUUUAAUUUUGAUUUUCGCUGAAGUUUUAGGUUUAUAUGGUUUAAUUGUUGCUUUAUUAUUAAAUUCAAGAGCUUCUCAAGAUGUUACUUGUUAG